GUGCAAUCUACACACAAUGUUUCCUACAAGAGCGCUGUUUGCGCGCUCAGUCUGGAAAGGACCUAAUAUUCUCCCUAUUCCCAUCGUACGACCGAAGCCUGGGGAGAAAGUCGCCCCCAUCAAGACGCAGGCACGCUCCGCUACUAUCCUACCUAGUUUCGUGGGAUUGAAGUUUCAAAUACAUAACGGAAAGAACUAUUUGGACCUCACAAUAACUGAGGAUAUGGUGGGACACAAAUUAGGAGAAUUUGCACCUACGCGGAAGCAGUUCACAUACAAGCAGACCAAGAAUAAAUGAGACUUUUCUGUUUGUAGUUGCAUCAAUUGGAGUUUGGGUAUCAUUAAGGGAAGAAGCAUUGCAAGCUUUCCCAAUGUACUGUUAUUGUACAAAUAUCAUUGCCCUUUCAGGGAUUCGAUGUGCCAAUCUCCUAAAUUCCAAGAUGGAUGUCUGUUGCGCCCUGUGAAAAUAGUUCCCCCAAC
Aaosphaeria arxii CBS 175.79 is the source of this 480-nucleotide messenger RNA. Its product is annotated as ribosomal protein S19/S15. Gene Ontology annotation, cellular component: cytosolic small ribosomal subunit; ribosome. The transcript is spliced from 4 exons. NCBI's taxonomy places the organism in Eukaryota, Fungi, Ascomycota, Dothideomycetes, Pleosporales. Gene Ontology annotation, molecular function: structural constituent of ribosome; RNA binding. Bases 17 to 298 code for a protein of 93 amino acids. The record is from RefSeq and is a predicted model, not a curated record. Gene Ontology annotation, biological process: ribosomal small subunit assembly; translation.